GUGCCCGGCCGGAAGGCUGCACACCGACAUGGCGGCGGGUCGGGGCGGGUUGCGGCUCGGCGCUGCCUGGAAGGCGGUGCUGGGGAGAAGGCCGGAAGGGAUCGUGCCCACGCAAUGGGCUCGGCAGAAGUUCACCAAGUCGAGAAUUCCCGAGUCGGUAUUUCAGCCACGGCCUGGAGAUCAUGAGAAGUACGGAGGUGACCCUGAGCAGCCCCACAAAGUCCAUAUUGUUACUAGAAUAAAAAGUGUAAUCGGUCGCCCAUAUUGGGAGAAGAAGGUUGUACAUGAUCUUGGACUGGAUAAGGCUCAUCAACCAAGACUGCACAAAAAUAUCCCUUCUGUGAAUUCCAGACUGAAAGUUAUUAAACAUCUGAUAAGAAUACAGCCGUUGAAACUACCGUAUGGGUUGCCAACAGAAGAGGAAAUGGCAGACACCUUUCUUACGAGCAAGGGAGAGCUUAUCAUUAAACAGCGUCUGAAACCUGUGGAGCAGGAAGAAAUUAAGUCAUAAGAUUUAUCCUCAGGUGUAAAACUUGAUUCAAACAAAGUGCAAAAACCUACUGUGUGUUCACAUAACUCCAUUAAUGGAACAUUGUCUCCAUGUAAAUCUUCCUGAAGCACAGGUAAGAGAUACAGGCUUUUUGCAUAGGGAACAAGUAAGCUGACUUAAGAUGGGAGGAAAAUUCAGGUUGGAAGGUAUUUUGCAGGUCUUUGGUCCAAUGUCCUGCUCUACACCUCAGCUGUCCUCAUGGGGGAAAAAUUUAUAUGCAGGAUACAGUCUUACCCUGUGUGAGCCUCUCUUUCAGCUUAUGGCUGUUGUCAUUUAUGCUCCCACCUUCCACCACUGUGAGGAGCUUGGCUCCAUCCCCUCCAUUAUCCCUCACAGAUAUGAGGCAUUCCCUCCCAAAGCUGUCCUUCCUCACGAGACAAGUCCUCCAGCCCCAACCACCUUGGGGUUCUCUGCUGCCAACCUCACUCUACUUAAUUUGUCUUCACUGUGCCCAAAACAGCUCUGUUCUAGAAGUGAACUAGAAAGUGCUCAGCACAUGCAAGUGAACUCUUCCUUCAGUGGAGCUGUGCUUUUGUUCACACAGCCCAGGGUGUCUUCAGCUUCCUUGGCUGCUUGGGCACAUUGCUAGCUUGUGUUAGGCUUGCUUGUUGAACAGGAUUGAUUCGCUAUGUCUGCUUGCCAUAGAACUUGAAAUAUAUUCAAAUGAAUCAAAUCUUUGGUGUGAUGUCUGGUAGCAAUACAGAAACAUACAUACGUAGAAAUACAGUAUUUUAAGAAGAUUUUUAAAAAUUAUUUUGCUAAGAAUAUUUUAAAUGACAAAUAUAAAAUAUCUGUAAUAGAACUAUAAAAAUGCAUGGUUGAAAAACCCCCACGGUAUUCAUUAUCUUUUGCAGCUCCUAGUGAUAUGCUUGCUGCUUUUUUUUUUUUGCUACUCUAAACGUCUUCCUUUUCUCCCCUUUGCCUUGAAAUGGCUGAUUCAAAUCAACAGCUUUGAAGCUAAGGCUCUCCAAAUGCUCCAAAUGCUUUAGUAUGUGUUUGUUAAUAGAGCAAUAAAUCAAAGAGGGAGUGACACACUGAGACACACUCUUGUAGCAGAUUAAAACUAUACAGUACUUUUGUAUACAUAUAAGUAUACAGUGUAUUGCAAGUACUCCUGUUUGCCUUCAGUGAUUUGCUCUGCUAAGGUGAAAAAGAAUAAAUAAAAGGUAGCUAAUAAUCCAAA
Messenger RNA from Meleagris gallopavo (turkey), 1733 nucleotides. RefSeq names its product mitochondrial ribosomal protein L30 (gene MRPL30). The record is from RefSeq and is a predicted model, not a curated record. Gene Ontology annotation, cellular component: large ribosomal subunit; mitochondrion. Gene Ontology annotation, biological process: translation. NCBI's taxonomy places the organism in Eukaryota, Metazoa, Chordata, Aves, Galliformes, Phasianidae. Gene Ontology annotation, molecular function: structural constituent of ribosome.